AUGUCUGCACUAUCUGGCAGCAUUCUGCGAGCCUUGCUCGAGACGAGUGAUCUCGAGGUUUCGGAUCAGGUUGCGUUCAAGGAAGUUAUCGGUGCCACCCAUGACAUAUCUCAGGAUGAUGAGCUUGCACGUCGUGUACUGCGCUCUCUCAUUGAGUACUACGAGACUCAGGCCAUGUUGACCACCCUGGACAAAACUGUUCUUAAGAAGCUUCUCGGUACGAUGACGAAACUCCCAGCAGGUGAACACAUCGCGGUUUCCGAGGACAAGGAAGCCGCCAUUGCAUCAUCAGGUCAGGCUGAAGGUUCUACCAUCAUGAGCCACAUCAACGAAACAUUCGACGGUGCUACACUGGGCAACGGGGCCGCAGAGAGCCUUAUGAGAGGCGAAGGAACUGUUCCGGCUUCUCCUAAGGUUCUUCCAGUUCGGGAAACCACAGUUGGUGGUCUGCAUGAAACUGCAACCGAUUGUUUUCUUGUUGCCUCUAGUGGCAAUGGAACUUAUGUGCCUCCUCACGCUCGUGGAGUUCUUACCGUUGUCGCAUCACAUCCCAACUCCACCAGUCAGGUUAACCCGAUUACUGUGCAGCACAUUAGCAGCGUUACUAUAGGCGUUAACCGUCUGAGCCCCGGUACAGAUGAGACAUGGGACACGAAGACUGCCCGAUAUGGCGGUAUUCACUUGAAUAGACUAUCUGCCAGAACUUUCGAGCAACAGUUCGUGAAAUCUACAACGCCCUUCACCACAGGAGAGGUUAUGCAGACACACCUGCCCAAGCGAUGGAUAAACGAGGCCACGACAUCCCGAGACGUGCUUAUGAAGAACUAUGGCAUCGGUUCCAAACUCCUGUUGAACAUGGGAUGGAACCCUGGUUCCGGCCUCGGAUCCGAAGGAAUCGGUAUCAAGGAGCCUAUCAAUGCAUGGGAUACGGUUUUUAAUGAUGAAUUCGUGUCAAAUCGAACUGGUCUACACCUUCGACCUCGUGGUGAGCGUGACCAGCCAGCCGUACAAGACGAUGUCGACAAAGUCAAGGACGAUAUCGCUAGCAUGCACGAUGAGUUGGAGAACGGAGAGCUCUCAACAAUCGGCGCUCGUAAGGCAGCCUGGCAGAAGUUAAGCAGCGACCCAGUCGCACAUGAUCGAGAGAUCAGAGAGAAGUGCCACACUGCAGCGAUCGAGGAUCAAAAAAACAGUCCUCAGAAGAGUUUACAGCUAACAAAGCUCGAAUUAGUCUCAGACCGACCCAAGAGAGAGCCAUCGUCUCGACUUAACGGACAGGCAAAUGGCCAUGGAGACCACCGCGCCAACAAGGUACCCAACUCAGAGAAUGGCAAUGAUUGGGAGGCCCAACGUGCUGCCUUUAACGCCGACCCAUAUGGCCACAAGUCCGAUCCUCGAUAUCCGCAAUACUAUUUCAACGGCUGGUGAGCAUUGUGUAGGGAGAAGAACGCCCAGGUCAUCUAUGACAGACCAAAUAUGUGGGGUUGACCACUCUUCAUAUGUUGGCGGGAGACCUGCUGGGACGAAUCACUGCGAAUAUCGGUGUGAUGGAAUAGGUCAAGGCCAUGGUGUUUGAGACGUCUCGAACGGGAGACAUAGGAUUGCCGACUGUUGCAUUUUCAACCUAGAUAGAGUCACAACAUAGACGUGCCCCGAUGGUACAACAGGGCCGAAGUUCUUCCAAAAAGCGUUCCCCAUUCGCCUGAUCCGAGCCGAUGUCUCGCGUUGAUACCAGUAUCACACAAAACUCACCAUAAUGCUUACGUACUCAGGGAUUGUUUUUGUCAUGUUAUGAACACGGACGAAGGAUGUUCAGUCUCACCGCAAACCGAAAU
Truncatella angustata is the source of this 1835-nucleotide messenger RNA. RefSeq lists its product as uncharacterized. The record is from RefSeq and is a predicted model, not a curated record. The coding region runs from base 1 to 1428 and encodes 475 amino acids. NCBI's taxonomy places the organism in Eukaryota, Fungi, Ascomycota, Sordariomycetes, Amphisphaeriales, Sporocadaceae. Gene Ontology annotation, molecular function: nucleic acid binding. The transcript is spliced from 4 exons.